AUUCGGCUCUGCACACCCGGACUCCGCUGACAUCCUCCUUCCAGCUCCUGCUUUUACAGCACAGCACUUCUUGAAGGUGGACCCGCAGUUGCAGUUUUGCUUGCUUUCACAAUCGGAGGCGCACUUGCUGGUGCAGUCGCAGCUGCACUCGAAGGCACAAUCAGACGUGGAUUUGGAUUGACUGGCGCAGGAAUGACCAUCAGUUGCAGUUUAACAGGCGUACUCGGCGGCUCAGUGGGGGCCAUAGUUGGAUGCAUGCUGACACACAUGGUGACAGAUUCUACCACGGUCGGAGGUGCCGUCGGAGGUGCAGUCGGAGGUGCAGUCGGAGGCUUGAUGACACUCGCAUUCACAGCUGCUGGUGCUACUGUGGUCUGGGGCUUUAUCGGUCUCAUAAUCGGAGGUACUUUCAGAGGCAUGCUGACUCUCACAGUCACAGUUACAGGUGCUGCUUCGGUCGGAGGCGCAAUCGGAUUCAUAUUCGGAAGUGCAGUCGGAGGCAUACUAACUCUCGCAGUCAUAGUCACAGGUGCUGCUGCGGUCGGAGGCGUAAUCGGACGCAGAUUCGGAGGCGCAGUCGGAGGCACAGUCGGAGGCACAGUCGGAGGGUUAGUCGGAGACGCUUUCAGAGGCAUGCUGACACUCACAGUCACAGUUUCAGGUGCUGCUGCGGUUGGAGGUGCAAUCGGAUUCAUAUUCGGAAGCCCAGUUGGAGGCAUGCUGACACUCACAGCUGCAGGUGCUGCUGCCGUCGGAGGCAUAAUCGCAUACAGAUACGGAGGUGCAGUCGGAGGCGCAGUUGGAGGUGCAGUCGAAUUCUUAUUCGGACCCGUGUUAGGUGGAGUCGCAGUCCUCGCUGCAGCAGCUUUGUUUCUUUACAUUAUCUUUGUGGAUGAGCAGGAGGAGAGGAAACUGAGAGAGAUGGAGGAGAGACGGAUGAAGUGGGCAUUGGAGAAUUGGCUCAGAGUGAUAGAGGAGACACUGAAGAGAGAGAUGGAGAAGAAAUUGAGAGAGGCAAAGUUCUUGAUGAAGAUAGGGAUGAAGAGCAAACUUGGGAAAGAGCUUGAGGAGAAACUGAGUGAGAUCAGGAAGACACUGGAGGUGGAGACGCCGAGUGAGAUAAAGACAACGUGGAAGAAGAUAGAGAAGAAACUGAGGCAGCUGCAGGAGGAACGGAUGAGGAACGUAAAGGAGGAACUGAAGAGCAUGGACCCUGAAGAGCCCUGCGAAAGAAUCGAGCUCCUCAAGGAGUUUGUCAAGGAGUAUGAAAAGGAGAAGCAGGAGAUUGAAAAACUCCUCACAGAACUCAAUGGUAUUGCUGAUGGGCUGGACAAGGUGGACAGGGACUGUACCAUCGCUAAGACUGCAGGGAACUGUGCUGGGGUAGUCGGGGGGGUCCUGACCAUUGUAGGGAUAGCCCUGGUUCCUGUUACUUUUGGAGCCUCUCUUGGACUGUCCAUUGCAGGGACUGCGACUGCUGUAGCUGGUGGAGCCACCAAUAUUGGUACAGAAAUAGUAAAGUUUGUAAGUGAUGGCAACGAUAACAAGAGAGUAAUGGAAAUAGUGAAAAUAAUUCACACUAAACUCCAAGCACUUGGUAAAUUGUGCAACACUGCACUCCCAGAAUGUAAGUGGAAUAAAGAGGAUGCUGCUUUAACAGGGAUUGUUAAAACACGUCUUUCUGCUGCUGCUGCUGCUGCAGGCCUGGUUGAUGCUGCUGUUGUUGCUGCUGCAGGUGCUGCUGUUGAUGCUGCUGUAAGUCUUAAUGCUGUUGCUGGUGUUAUUGCUAGUGUUGCUGAUGGUGUAAACCUGAGUGAUGCACUUGCUGUUGGUGCUCCUGCUGUUGGUGCUUCUGCUGUUGGUGCUGCUGGUGGACGUGUUGCUGCAGGCCUGAUUGAUGAUGCUGCUGCUGCUGGUGCAGGCCUGAUUGAUGAUGUCGCUCCUACGGUGCUCAAAGGUGCAGGCAGAGUAGUCGGAGGUGUUGCUGCUGGAGUCUUUGUAGUUGUGGAUGCCGUGCAGAUUGGUUUAAAUGCCAAGAAACUUCAUGAAGGGCAUCCAACUGAAAGAGCACAAGAGAUUCGAAAGCUGGUGGAAACUGUAGAAUUACAAGCAGCAAAACUGGAGCAGGUCAAUUCAAACAUAAAGAACAUUUUUAACCUGUGAGUCAGCACAAGGCUAUGGAGUAAGGUACACCAGGAAGGAGUUUCCUGUCAGAUCUGCUACUGCUGCUGUAUGAACAGUGCAAAGAGCUCUGACAAUAAAAAUAAAUACAAGUAGUAAAAUAAUACAUCUCUGGGUAUAAUCUGAAUUCAUACUUUAUAUUGGACUCAGAAAAUACAUAAUAGCCCUGAUUUAAAACAAAUAAUUAUCAUGGAAUGUAUCAAACAUAGGGCUCAUGUAAUUGGGGACCCCCUGUCUGUCUAGAAUGAAAUGGCAUUUCCCUCCACUGUCUGUAUACUUACACUAGAGGGCAGUGUUUUGUUCAGAAUCAUCACUAGAGUGUAUCCUCCUCGGGCCCAAGACCACAAUUCUUGAGAGAUAAGAAAGUUUUAUUUUGAAAUAUGUGUAUUGCUUCAUCUUAAACCCCAAAAUAUAUCAAUAAUAUAAAUCUUUUGUCCAUAUCAUGAAACAAUUUUCUGGGGGGUCUUAACUUAGAGCAGCGGUUCUGUCCCCGCGCAGAGUCUUCACUGUCUUCCACUCGAGAGAAAGCCGUUGUCUGAGGGACAGAUUGAUAAUUUAGCUUCUUCACUGGGACUGAAGGAAAAUCAUUAUGUCAUGUAAAUAUCAAUAAUGUCAAUGUAUAUAUUUUAUUAUAUAAUUUCGUAAUUUUCUAUUAAAAAAUAUAUCGUU
Messenger RNA from Polyodon spathula (Mississippi paddlefish), 2850 nucleotides. RefSeq lists its product as uncharacterized. Gene Ontology annotation, molecular function: lipid binding. Bases 193 to 2163 code for a protein of 656 amino acids. Gene Ontology annotation, cellular component: membrane; extracellular region. NCBI's taxonomy places the organism in Eukaryota, Metazoa, Chordata, Actinopteri, Acipenseriformes, Polyodontidae. The record is from RefSeq and is a predicted model, not a curated record. The transcript is spliced from 4 exons. Gene Ontology annotation, biological process: lipid transport; lipoprotein metabolic process.